UUUCAGAGGGAGGACUGUUGAAGCUGGAAGUAUACAACCACUCAGUCACACACCCACUGACACACACACCUCCUGACCCAGCGCCUGUACAGAGGAAAAACUUGUCUCCCAUCCUUUAACACAGCACAGCAUCGUUGUAUCCCGACAUCCAAAUGGCGAACAAGGUGAGAGAGGCACCUCAGGUAGGCAUGGCCAACAAAGGUCCAUCUUACGGCAUGAGCCGGGUGGUGCAGGACAAGAUCGACAAGAAGUACGAUACUGAGGUGGAGGAGCUGUUGGUGCAGUGGAUUGUGGCCCAGUGUGGAUCUAACGUUGGCAAGCCUGAGCCCGGCAAACUGGGCUUCCAGGACUGGCUCAAGGACGGAGUUGUUCUCAGUGAGCUCAUUAACAGCCUUUACAAGGAGAACAAGCCUGUCAAGAAGAUUGCCAGCUCAAGCAUGGCCUUCAAACAGAUGGAGCAGAUCGCACAGUUCCUAACAGCCGCGGAGAACUACGGCGUCAUCAAGACGGACAUGUUCCAGACUGUGGAUCUCUGGGAAGGGAAGGAUCUGGCUGCCGUCCAGAGGACACUGAUGUCACUUGGCAGUGUGGCUGUUACCAAGGAUGACGGCAACUACCGCGGCGACCCCAACUGGUUCUUCAAAAAAGCCCAGGAGAACAGGAGGGAGUUCUCGGACGACCAGCUGAAGGCAGGGAAGGGUGUGAUUGGCCUGCAGAUGGGCUCCAACAAAGGGGCCACCCAGUCCGGCAUGUCAUACGGGGCCACCAGGCAGAUCCAGUAAGAACCAAAUCAUGCGCGGAUGUCCCCUCACCUCUCGCCUGCCCCGCCCUCGGCCAACCUUCACCGCAGCUCAGACAGGCCCCACACACCAAGUCCAAAUGCCUCGACUACUCAAUGCCAGUGAAAUAGUCUCGGUAGUAUCACACAACACUACGACCAGGCCCGGUCGACAACAAGUCUAGGCUGCAAGUACAUUAUGUGAAAUACAAGUCUUAAGGUGAAUGGGAGAACGUCUAGCCGUCAAUCACACGUCCUCGACAGCAGGAGGCUGAUAUCAGAUUCAUGGAGACGGCACGGAACUCUGGCACGGAAGCAACCAAGCUACACCUUCAUAGUAACAAGGACAUUUUAUCCAAUUGUAGAAAAAUUAUACAAGGCUGAUUUCAGAGAUAACUGAUGUGGACAAGAAACAAGUUAAAUGCAUCUAAAAGGUUAUGCAUGAUUUUCUCAAGUUAACGGUCUUUGUUCUAUUGCCUCUACCAAUCCCAGCCUUACUGCUAGUCUCUGUAACAGCCCCAUAUUUUUGUACAUCGUCUUAUUAAAUAAUGACUUUGAAAUAAAAAGUGUGCCAGGU
This is a messenger RNA of Esox lucius (northern pike), 1355 nucleotides long. It is a transcript of the gene tagln, whose product is annotated as transgelin. The transcript is spliced from 6 exons. Gene Ontology annotation, molecular function: protein binding. The record is from RefSeq and is a predicted model, not a curated record. Bases 153 to 782 code for a protein of 209 amino acids. NCBI's taxonomy places the organism in Eukaryota, Metazoa, Chordata, Actinopteri, Esociformes, Esocidae.